AAAUAGAGAAAAAAGGAAAAAAAGACCUCUCUCUUCUUAUUUCUUCUUCAUCGACCACUGCCAUUCUCUCUAUAACUCAUCAUAUCUCUGUUUUUCUCUGUUCCGUAUCUGUACUUUGUUUUCAGUCACUGAAGAUAUGGUGAAGAGCCUUAAAGUGGAUCCUCUUGCUAAGGUCACUGCCUCCACCACUUCCAUGAAGAGCCCAUCAGAGCCAUAUUACAAAAUUCUUGAGACGUAUCAAGGCCUGCCUUGUCCAUAUGGUGGCUACUAUGGAUUCUAUUAUCCAGAUCUUGAUGGUUCAGUUGGAGAAGCAAAGGAUAAUGGAUACUAUGGUUAUGGAACAGAAGUUCAGUACCCGGUUAUGCAAGGGGAAGAUGGAUCUUUAAUCUACAUGAUGCCAGGGUUUCAAUCUUAUGAUGCUAGUCCCACUUCUAUGCCUAUAACCGCGGGUAGUGUGUCAAGUCAGGCUCUUCGUUCACCCAUGUAUGCAGCUCAAGGAUAUUAUCAGAACCAAUAUGGCUAUGGGGAUGUUUCAUCGCCCAACUAUUUAUGGGAUGUGUAUGGUGUAGCUUCAAGUAACCAACCUUUGAAACAUAACACAUCGUCUUCAAGUCAUAACCAUAGCAGUUAUUACCCAAAGAGCAAGACUUCUUAUGGCAUGGGAGAUAGGCCUAAAACACCGCGAAAAAGCAGCUAUGCUCCACUCCCAAUACAUAAUGAAACAGAGAAGGUGAAAGCGAGAAACAAAGAUAAUGUUAAUAGUACUGAAGGAGAAUGCGAGUCCUGUGUAGGUUAUGUGAUCAAAAGGGAUCAGUAUAACCUCCCUAGCUUUCAGACCAAGUAUGAAGAAGCAAUGUUCUUUGUGAUAAAAUCAUAUAGCGAAGACGACAUUCACAAGAGCAUCAAGUACAAUGUUUGGUCUAGUACUCUCAAUGGGAACAAGAAGUUAGACAGUGCAUAUCAAGAAUCUCAAAAGAAGAUUGCAGAGAAAGGUGGAACGUGCCCGGUCUUCCUCUUCUUCUCGGUGAAUGCAAGUGGUCAGUUUUGUGGUGUAGCUGAGAUGACUGGGAGAGUGGAUUAUGAGAAGAGCAUGGAGUUUUGGCAGCAAGAUAAGUGGACUGGCUAUUUUCCUGUCAAGUGGCACAUAAUCAAAGAUGUUCCAAAUCCGCAGUUACGCCAUGUAAUACUAGAGAACAAUGAGAAAAAGCCUGUAACAAAUAGCAGAGAUACACAAGAGGUGAGGUUGCCACAAGGGAAUGAAGUGUUGGACAUCUUCAAGAACUAUGCAGCAAAGACAUCUAUAUUAGAUGAUUUUGAUUUUUAUGAAAACAGAGAGAAGGUUUUGGUUCAGAAGAAGCUAAGGUUACAUCCGGUUCAGAUAAAGAAGAAAGAAGAAGCAGACGUGGUUGCUGACUUCAAAUCAAUGGAGAUAUCAAAUACAGUCAAAGAAGGAGGCACAGACUUAACAGGAACUGUGAACUAACUAGGAGAAUCUGUCGUGUUUUGGUUUGGAUUGGAUUUUAUUACAAGUGAGUGGCUUCUUGUUCUAUUGUUUUGCUGUAUUGUGUUUAUAAAAAUGCAGAAAAAGGAUUAUAUAUGAAAUGAGUUCUCUA
Messenger RNA from Brassica oleracea var. oleracea, 1613 nucleotides. Its product is annotated as YTH domain-containing family protein 2-like. Gene Ontology annotation, biological process: mRNA destabilization. The transcript has 8 exons. Bases 137 to 1483 code for a protein of 448 amino acids. Gene Ontology annotation, molecular function: mRNA binding. Lineage: Eukaryota; Viridiplantae; Streptophyta; Magnoliopsida; Brassicales; Brassicaceae. Gene Ontology annotation, cellular component: cytoplasm. The record is from RefSeq and is a predicted model, not a curated record.